AUGUUGAACCAAUCAGCGACCAUCCUGAGGAUUACCUCACUGCUCCUGCUGCUCAUGUGUGGCUCAGAUGCAAAACUGGAUAUUAUUUCAAGUAGACAAGAUUACCGGGUGGGAGAGGAGAUCUUGCUGUUAUGUAAAGCCGGAGCUGAUGGAGAUGUCACGUGGUACAAGAAUGGUGAUGAAAUAGACGAUGAUGAAAUUGUGUCAAAAGUGGACUACACUUCCUAUAAGCUCCUCAUCAGGAAGGCUAAGAUGCAGGAUGCAGGGAAGUACACUUGCGCGUGUGAAUUUGACAAUGGGCACAAGUCUGACACCCAGAUAAUUCUGUAUGUUUAUGACGGUCCAUCAUUUGGUGGCACAAACACUUACCACGAGUUUCUGGAGGGCACAGACGGAGUGGUGCCGUGUCUAGUGACCGGGCUGCCCACAGUGGAUGUUCACUGGCUCCGAGACAAGCAAGACAUCCCGUCCAUUGCAGGAAGGCGUGUUCGUAAGUUGCCCGAUAACUCACUUUAUAUUGAGAAAGUUCAGAGAGAUGAUGCUGGAACAUACGUAUGUCAGGCCCAGAUCAGAGGAAGACCCAUCUAUCAGCAGCUCACUGUCUCUGUUGUCGUCAAUGCUCCUCCUACUGUGACGCUUAGAGAGGAGGUGAAAAAAGUGAUAGCCGGACCUGAGACCAAUGUGUCCUUGUUGUGUUUGGUAGACGGUCUGCCAAAACCCAACAUCACCUGGACCAUGCCGGUGACAUUUGACCCCUCCCAUCACCAGUUUAACUCAGAUCGCAGCCAGCUCUCCAUCCAGUCCGUUGCCCGGGCCGACUUUGGAGAGUACAUCUGCACCGCCACCAAUAAGAUCGCAGAGAGCAGUGCAACCAUAAUGCUUCAUGUUUUUGAGGCCCCGGAAGUGUUUGUGUCAGUGGAUCAGCAGCGUGUGGCCGUGGGUGAGCGUGUAGCUGUGUCCUGUAACGUGACGGGCCAUCCUCAGCCUGAGCUGCACUGGCUCAACAAGCAAAAUGGGCAAACACUGGAUUCAACUGGUCGUGUCCGUGCUGUGGACGGUGAGCUGGUGAUCGAUGAAGUAGUGCCCUCUGAUGGUGGGUUGUACUCCUGCAUGGCAGUCAGCACUUCUGGAAAUGCAUCGAGAGACGUUGCAAUACACACCCAGCCAGGACCACCUCAUUACCUGUCAGUCUCUCCGGGCCCAACCUCAGUCCUUUUCUCACUCAAAACGUUCCCCAUCAGUGGAGGAACGCCGAUCACAAGUUUUGUCCUGCAGUGCAGGAAAAGUCCGACAGAAGAGUGGCACGAGACCGUUGUUUCAACUUCAGAUACUUUGGUCAUCACCAGCCUUAAACCGUACACAACCUAUACAGUGCGGAUGGCGGCUUUAAACGCAGCAGGACUGGGACAGUUUUCAAUCGAAAACAGAGUUCGCACCGAGGGAAGACAAGGAGAACCGGACAGGCCAGUUUUGUCCACUAAUGAGAUGAAAGUCGAGGGGAACUCCUUCUCUGUUCCUGUAAGACAGAUUGAUGAUGGGGGAUCCACCCUUCUGCAUUAUGAUGUUCGAUACAAACAGGAUACAGAAGGGUCGAAGUGGAAGGAAAGUGAGCUACCAUCUGAUGCUGAGGCUGUCAGUCUUAAAGAUCUUGCCUAUGGCUCAGACUAUCAACUGGAAGUAAAAGCGGUCAAUGCUAAUGGUUCCUCGUUGCCCGCCAAAUUCAACUUCACCAUUGCAGAACAGCCUGUGAGCAGCAUGACCAAAGGCAGCGUGGUGGGCAUCGUUAUGGUCAUCUUCGUGGUUGUGUUCCUGGUGGUAGACGCCACCUGCUGCUACAGAAACCGCUGUGGUCUGCUCAUGUCCAUCGCUGUGAAACUGUUUGGACAGAAGGUUCCAGGUCUUAAAAUGGUGGAGGAAGGAGACGGGAACACUAAUGGAGAAGUUAAGCUGAAAGGUAUUUCCCAACCAAGAGGCAGUUUACAGCAGACAGGGACUCAGACGCUGAGCAAGGAGGGCGGUCCGCUCACAGAGGUCACCUGCGACAAAGCCCCUCUCACCAAACAUGAGAAAACACAUCCCCCCGUCAUUGAUGCGUGAGACCGGAAACUGAAAAAGAGUUUAAAACA
Molecule: messenger RNA, 2126 nt
Organism: Nematolebias whitei (Rio pearlfish)
Lineage: Eukaryota; Metazoa; Chordata; Actinopteri; Cyprinodontiformes; Rivulidae
Gene: ncam3
Product: neural cell adhesion molecule 3
Exons: 17
Coding region: 1-2097 (698 amino acids)
Biological process (GO): homophilic cell-cell adhesion; dendrite self-avoidance; axon guidance
Cellular component (GO): axon; plasma membrane
Molecular function (GO): cell-cell adhesion mediator activity
Source: RefSeq, a predicted model, not a curated record